This is a messenger RNA of Drosophila hydei, 1341 nucleotides long. RefSeq lists its product as uncharacterized. The transcript has 5 exons. The record is from RefSeq and is a predicted model, not a curated record. The coding region runs from base 504 to 1310 and encodes 268 amino acids. Lineage: Eukaryota; Metazoa; Arthropoda; Insecta; Diptera; Drosophilidae.
ACAUAUUCACAUUGUUACUCCUUCAUAAUAUACUUGGAAUCGACUGAAAAGUCUUAAAAGUCUUAGUCUAAAUACUCUUUUCCCACUUUAUCGAAUUGGAAAGUACGACGACUGCCCUUCAGGUCGAGCCCAAUGACACGCUUUAGCCAUGGCUAAGUGCAUCAGUUAACAGGCAUGUGGCACAUGCGAUUAGAAUGCGGUGGCAUUUGACAAAUGCGUUGACAAGUUUUAUAUGCAAUGUGGCUUACUGGAGCUGGCCUCCCGCCCACUAGACUGGCAGCCGCUGACCAUGACCGUCAAAAUUGAAUGCGAUCUCCAACCGUUAGCAAUUUAAUUCUGCACGCAGUGCGUUGCCUUUUGCCCAUCUAAUCACUGGUUGAACAGCAAAAUGCGUUUCCAUUCAGUGGCCAAGUCUUGUGGCACAUAAAAAGCAGCCGUCCAGCGCCCUAGCAGCCGCAGUUUCAAUCCGAAUCUUGAGUCGAACUCUUGGUUAGCCGCACAGAAUGCAAGUGAAAUUUACGAAAAGUGUCUGCAUUUUGGCAAUGUGUUUGUUGCUCCUGCAACAUGUGGCAGGCCACGAGGCAACAGUGAAGCCAACGCAAACGCAAAAAACGGAUACGCGCGUUUCUUGGAUAGCCCAAUUGCUGCAGUUGUGCCAACAGCUGGGCACGUGCUUCCGUUCGGGCACGGGUUUGUGGUCGUGUUUUCGUGCGCGCAGCCUGCAAAUUUUCGAGGACAUCAUGGCAGCGGAAGUCAUUCCGCUCUAUGAGGGCGUACGGCUGAUGGCAGCACCGAACGCCACAAAUGGGCAAGUGCGAGAAGCGACUGAGGAACGCAGGGACCUUAAACACCUGACGUGGUUUGAUCAACUGGCUGUCAGCUUGGCCAAGGGUCUAACCACGCACACGCUGCAAAUAAAUCUGGCUAAGCUCACGGAACGUUAUCUGAGCAACGCUGGGUCGGAGAGCAAAGCGGAUGCAGUGGGCAGCGCUCGUCUGCGUCGGCAUCGUUUCAACAUGAUUAUCACCAUGAUGUUUGGGGUCACAGCUCUUGGGGCUGUGCUGGUGCCUAUGGGAUUUCAAAUGCUGUCUAUUGUCAGUGGCAAGGCGUUGCUAUUGGCGAAAAUGGCUUUACUGCUGGCGUCUAUCAAUGGCCUGAAGCGGGUCGCCAAUACUGGACUUCAUUAUGGCUUAUAUCAUGUGCCCGGCGAGCAUUUGGGCGGCUAUUACGAUCGCGGCGACUUGAACCAUCCACGGAAUGUGCCCAUACCCGUGGGCCUGACGCCUUCAUUGGACAUGAGCUUGAAGUAAGAGAGGAAAGAGAGCGCGAAAUGAAGUAGCA